This is a messenger RNA of Petromyzon marinus (sea lamprey), 4049 nucleotides long. RefSeq names its product bolA family member 3 (gene BOLA3). The record is from RefSeq and is a predicted model, not a curated record. Gene Ontology annotation, cellular component: mitochondrial matrix. Lineage: Eukaryota; Metazoa; Chordata; Hyperoartia; Petromyzontiformes; Petromyzontidae.
CUUUACAGCCGUCACUCCCCUCCCACUCUCGCCUGCUGAGUGACGUCAUCACCGUGCCGCCGCAGCUCACGCCGGGCCACGCUUGUCAAUGUCACAACAUGUCCCGGUCAUCGUAACUUACUUUUAAAUUCACCCCCUGUUAUUGUUAUUAUUGGUCUAAGUUACCGUAAACUCUGGGUGUACGUUGCGUUGGAUAUCUCGAGGAUGUUCGCCUUUCGGCGUCUGAUCUCCGCGCAGCUGGAGCGCGCGCGUGCCGGGCUGCUGCGGCGAGCGAGCUCGGCUGGCUCCGAGGGCGAGGCGCGCAUUUCCAGCGUCCUCCAGGAGAAGUUCCCCAACGCCAAGCAGGUCCGCGUGGUCGACGUCUCUGGUGGCUGUGGGGCCAUGUACGAAGUACACGUGGAGUCGGAGGAGUUUCGGGGAAAGCGCGUGGUGAUGCAGCAUCACAUGAUCAACCAGGCACUGAAAGAUGAAAUCAAGGGAAUGCAUGGAUUGCGAAUAUUUACAACAGUUCCAGAAGAAAAAUAAUAGGGAGUCUUUAGCCUCUGUUAGCAGGCAUUUGUUCGUAUAUAUACUGUGUAUUGCUGCCAUUUUGCCCAUUUGGAUUGUUUGGGAAUUUGUACAAGCUCACAUAUAUAAAAAAACACAGACAAAAUGAAAGCGUUUUAGUUGCUUGCUGAAAGAUCUGUGUUGUCACAGUCGCGUUCUAAAUAGACAGCUUAGGUUCUAAUUUUACUAUUCUAAACGGGAAACUUAUUACCUCCGAUCGGUGCACAGGGAAAGGAUUAUAGUUGCAAUCCUGAGUGUCGGAAUUUAGGAAGAGCAUUUUGUUAACAUAGAUGUGUGACUUUAAAAGGGACUCACGAUUACAGCUUGAAGUGGCUUUGUUAAUUCCUUCAUUUUGAAACCGCACAUUUUGGCAGCAUCAAUAGAUAUAUGCAGUUGCGUACUUAUGCAUAAAUGUUACACUUAUUCACUGUUAUCUGCCGUUUCUCAGAAUAAUACUACGAAAUUACCAGCCAUAAUUUAUUAAUGUUGCCAAGGUUUUACAUACUGUAAGAGCAAAUUAUUAUAGGAAACGGACAGAACAUUUCCACCCAUAGUAUACAAAUCUAAAUACAUCUGUAGAAUGGCAGAAAUGUUACUAUUACAUGACAAUCCCUUUUUCCAAGCAUUCUCCAUAAUAGUGCAAACAUACGUGAGCCUAAAUGUUACAGCAGCUUCAAAGGACUGCACGUACACGUCUUGCAAAAACAUAUAUUAGAAUUCUGUAGUUGCCUUUAUGUAGAUGUUAUGCUUUUGUACAUUUUACAAGCAAAACAUUUCUCCAGUUAUAGUGUUAUCGCUGGGCACAUCAAGGAAAGGGGAAGAUGAUGUUUUAAAAUUGAGGUUGUAGGCAGGGCUGGUCUGCCUGUGGAUUCAUUGUGUUUGUUUUGUUGUGGGUAUGCCUCCUAAGAAAUUGGAAAUGCCAAUCUCAGAGGUUAAUGUCGCCACUACAUCAAGCCUGCAGCACGAAACUGCAUUGCAAGCGAGCCAAUAUAGCCCUCGACAGGAACACAUUUUUCCCGUGCGUUUCAUCCAUAUGGAGCAGCAUCUAUACAUUUGCUUUGUCUGGUUAUUAAUCCAUAGCAACACAACAUUGCUUUAAACUAAUUGCAUGUUUCAAUAAAGGAAUGAAUUGCGCACAUAGCCGUACAUUUCUGCAUCUUCACUAGAGAUGUUUUUUCUUUUUUUGCUGAAAUAAAAAUUCUAAUUCAGAUUUGUAUCGCUUAAUCCAGUAUUGUGCUGUGCAUCACGAACUUAAGUUGAUUUUCCUUUAUGGAGAGGUGGUUCAGUCACGGCAGAUGCAAACGACCACAAUUUAAGCCGGGCAGAUCAAGUUUCGGUAACAAAUUGAGAUUGGCAAACAGUUCUUUGAAUAUGCAAGGCGUAUGGAGAAUCUCUGAAGUUUGUUGGAAACCUAGUCUAUUUUGAAAUGUGCCUAAGAAUGUAAAUCGUAAAACAAACGUUGGCCAAAUGGCAAGAAUGUUUUAACUUGGUCAAAAUGAAAGCCUGCAUAUUCCUCUUAAAAGUCAUGCAUACUUUUUAGAAACUGCCAAUUUUUAUAUUUACAUAUAGAAUGGCAAUUACUACAAUUCCAAUGCUGCAGUCUUCCUACUGUUGGGAAUAUACAAUGUGUCAUUAUGUGAUUCAAAUGAAAGUAUCUUUAAUUUCCCAUUCAUGCCAACCUUUCAUUAUCCUGCUUCAUGUCAUGUGUGGAAUUAUGCAUAACUUUUUUGAAGGCUAGGUUUUGGGAACUGCAACAAUGGUUUUGGAUUCUGGUUUUCUGAUUGCAAAGCUUAAUUUUCUGUAACAUCUGUAUGAAAUAACUAUUUUUUACAAGCAUUAGAUUGGCCAUUUAAUAAACCCCAUUUAAAACAUUAAGAGGAACAAGUCUUGUAAGCUGAUGUUGUAUGCACUAAUGUAAUAGAGCAGAUAGUGUUCAUGCUACGGUAUAUAAGAGAUAUAUUUAAAUAUUGACUUAAAGCGUUCAUGACUGCAGGAAUUCAUUGUCGUUGUGUCUUUCGGUAAAGUCAUGUAGAUAGAAAAAAAAAUUAUCACGACGUUUCUAUCGCAACACAAGCAAUCGUCUUCAGGUGAAAAAAUUGAGCGUCGUGAUUUUUUUAUUUUUCUAUCUCCGUGACUUAUCCGACAGACCCAAAGUGUGUAGAUAUAUUUAACAUUAAAAGAAAGUCUGGCUGUGAAACGCACAAACUUAGAAUCGCGAGUUGGUUAACAAAUGUUUGCACUGCUGUCAUUUGCUGUAAACCCAAGUGUCAAGACUUGCAAUUGUGUAUCGAUGUAAGUUAUAAAAUGCUUGACUGAAAUUAACUUAAUUCACAUUCUUGCUUCUGCAAAAUGUUUGUUGUCAUCGGUAAGAAGUUUAAAGGUCAGAAAGCCAUCCGUGUAUUGUAGCAAUGGAUGAAUUAGAAAUCGAAUCUGCAUCAAUUGCUCAGAUUUAAAAGAGUGAUUCAAUUCACGUGUUACACUUGGAUACGAGAUGUUUACCGCGUUGACUAAAUUGGACAAUGUGAAUGAUUGCAGCGCGUUUGAAUUGCUGGCACAGGUAAAAAAAAACAUGUUUGCCUUAUUUGUGACUUGCUGUGAUUUGAACUGAGGUCAGGGAGUUGUAAAAUUGGUUGAAUGUUGAUUUCAUAUAAGUAAAUAAAUAGACGUGACAUUGCACUGCUCUGCCUAUACUCUGAUGGUUCAAUAUUAAUCGAGCACAUUUUCGAUGUGAUUUAAACAAUAUGAAUGCUGAGCAACACUGACUUGUCUAUGGUUUUCUAAGCAAACUUUUUUUUAAUAUAUAUAAUGUUACAUAUGGUGUGAGCAUAAAAUAACAAUUGGUGCUUGAUGUAUAUUUAACGAUAUGAAUAGAAGAUCAAUAUUAUCCUGAGAUGCAACUAUAAAAAUGUUUUCUUGUUUCGAUAUUGGGUUGCCAGGUAGCCUAAUAGCCCCAAUGUUCGGAGUCACUUUGAAGGUUGUAUUGUUACGAUUGGCAACGUAUUCAGGGAAUCCUCGAAGUACACUGCUGUAAAAGUGGAGAUGCACUACCCUGUGACAUUUUGCAAUAAGAGAUUACGCUUGACAUUUUCAUAGUCCAACCCCAAUGUUUAAAAAUAACCUCCAAAUAAGUCACAUUUCAAAAGUAAUAUGAUUAAUAUAAUACCCCAAUGCAACUUGGGUUCAUAACACCCCCCCCCCCCCCGAAUGAUCAUGCUACUCUCACCUGGAUUAGCAAAGGGCAUUGUGGAUACAGAUAUUUAGAAUAUUAUAUUCACUCUUGGCCAUUGCCUGCGGGGCAUCAUGUGAAUGUUUGACACUUUUUCUCCAGGAAAUGCCCCUUGAUAUCAGCCAUCAGCUUGUGUUAAUUCCAAUUGCAGUCACAGUCUUCUGUUCAUUGUGCAGAUUUGCAUUGAUGUUUUGUGUGUUUAAGACAUGAUUAAGGUGUGUUGUAUGUGUCAGUUACAGAUGCUUCUCUAAUUCAAUAAAAUCCUUCAUAACAUUCU